ACAGCUUUGUCGCCUGAUAAAGUGUACCUCACUGAGAGCAGUCAGCCCGCCCAGGCUCGGGGGUUCCAGACGCCAUGGAUAGAACAGCACCUGUCCAGUAGGGCUGUACACAAGAUUACAGUUGGCCUCGGCUUCUAUGGGCCAAGUGGGUCAAAGGGAGAUGAGAAAAGCAUUUUGGCCAAGAGUGGUGGUGAAUGCCUUAAGGUGAGGGAGAUGUGCUUAGGUUCCAUGUAAAUCCUGCCCCAGUUUAACGAAGGGAUGGAUGUAAGCGUCUGUGAUAUGGGGGCCCACGGUGUCCUGGAACUCGGGUCCCUGGAUACAGGGAGAUGACUGCACUUCGUCCAGUAAAAAAAAGUUUAGGGAGGAUGGACAGGGUCCUCCCUGUAGCCCGAAGCUGGCCUGGAACGCAAGGCGAUCCACCUGCUACAGCCUCCAGAGUGCUGGGGCGACCUCGCGAGGGCGCUGCAUGGCCUCUGUGACCCGCCAGCGCCCCCCUCCGAGAGCCCCCCCCCAGGUCAGGGCCGGAUUAGCGGUCCUGAGCCGGGUCCUGAGCCAGCUUCGCGGCGGCUGGGCCAUGGCGUCACUGUUCUCGGAUAGCGUCCUGAUCCGCAACAACAGCGAGCAGGACUUGCUGGAGACCGAGGCCGAGCGUGGCCGCCGGCUGGAGAACCGGCUGGUGCUGCUGUUCUUCGGCGCGAGGGGCUGCGCGCGGUGCCAGGCCUUCGCGCCCGCACUGCGCGACUUCUUCGUGCGCCUCACGGACGAGUUCUACGUGGUGCGCGCCGCGCAGCUGGCCCUGGUGUACGUGUCGCAGGACCCCACGGCGGAGCAGCAGGCCCUGUUCCUCAGGGACAUGCCCGAGUGCUGGCUGUUCCUGCCCUUCGAGGACGACCUACGCAGGGACCUGGGCCGCCGCUUCUCCGUGCAGCGCCUGCCGGCCGUGGUGGUCCUCAAGCCCGACGGGGACGUGCUCACGCGCGACGCGGCCGAUGAGAUCCAGCGCCUGGGUCCCGCCUGCUUCGCCAACUGGCAGGAGGCGGCCGAGGUCCUGGACCGCAGCUUCCUGCCGCCGGAGGACCUGGAUGAGCCCCCGCCACGCAGCCUUACUGAGCCGCUGCGCCGCUGCAAGUACCGCGUAGACCUGGAAGCCCGGAAGCCUCAGGGCCCUGGAGGCGGGGCCGGGGAGGAGGGCGGGGCCGGGACGGGGGGCGGGGCAGAGGCGCUGUUCUGA
Molecule: messenger RNA, 1231 nt
Organism: Octodon degus (degu)
Lineage: Eukaryota; Metazoa; Chordata; Mammalia; Rodentia; Octodontidae
Gene: Nxnl1
Product: nucleoredoxin like 1
Exons: 2
Coding region: 467-1231 (254 amino acids)
Biological process (GO): photoreceptor cell maintenance
Cellular component (GO): mitochondrion
Source: RefSeq, a predicted model, not a curated record